AUGCCGCCGUCGCUGACAGUCCACCACCUCCGCGUGUCCCAGUCCGAACGCAUAGUUUGGCUGUGCGAAGAGCUCCAGAUCCCAUACACGCUCAAAUGCUACGACCGGUCACCUCUUCUGGCGCCACCGGCGCUCGCGUCCCUGACACCCAUGCAGAGCGCGCCCGUGAUAACCGACACGACGCCGGCCACGGGCGAGGAAUUCAACAUGACCGAAUCGGGCGCGAUAGCGGAAUACAUUCUAUCCGUGUACGGUGGUGGUGGUGGUGGCGGUGGUGGUGAUGAUAGUGGCGGCGCUGGAGCCGGGACCAACAAUCUCAGUCUGACUCCCACCCACCGAGACUUCCACUCCUACCUGUUCUGGUUCCACUUCGCGAACGGCACCCUCAUGCCCGCACUGGGUCGGAGAAUGUUUGUGCGUCUCGCGGACCCGACCCUGACGAGUGAUGCGGCGCACGCGUGGGCCGAGGCUGCCCUCGCCAAAGCGCUGACGGCCAUGGACGACCGUCUCGCGGCCACGGGCGCCUGGUUGGCCGGGGCCGACUUCACGGCCGCGGACGUCAUGAACGUGUUCUGCGUCACGACCAUGCGCGCCUACUCGCCCGUCGAUCUGGCGAGGUACCCGGACAUCCUCGCCUGGUUGGGCCGCGUGGGCCGCAGGGAGGCGUACCGCGUCGCCAUGGACAAGGGGGACCCAGGCGUGGACUGGAAACGAGGAAUGAGCGCGGAGGGGCACGAGGUGCAUGGAGCGUGGAAGGAGGUGCUGAGGCGAGCCGGUGCUGUGGAGGUGAGAAAGGAGCAGAACCUGUAA
Exophiala spinifera is the source of this 810-nucleotide messenger RNA. RefSeq lists its product as uncharacterized. The record is from RefSeq and is a predicted model, not a curated record. The transcript has a single exon. NCBI's taxonomy places the organism in Eukaryota, Fungi, Ascomycota, Eurotiomycetes, Chaetothyriales, Herpotrichiellaceae. The coding region runs from base 1 to 810 and encodes 269 amino acids.